UGUCGCUUUCGGAAAAAACAAUGGAAGCAGUGUUAAGGUUGCAAUGGCAUCAUCAUCAACCCCACCAUGGGAGCACACAACUCAUACCUUAUUUUCCUUCCAAACCCACCAUUUUUUUUCUCCUAAAAAACUGUCUUUUCACAAGAGGGUCUCGAGUCAUUGCUUCUGCCUCCUCUUCUCCUUCUCUUCCAUUAAGACAUGCAGGUAAAAAGAGGGUGGAUCGAAGUGAGACCUUGACUUUAGAAAGCACCAGGCACUCUUUGAUUAGGCAGGAGGAUAGCAUAAUAUUCAGUCUUUUGGAAAGAGCUCAGUAUGCUUAUGAUGAAGAUGCAUAUGACAAGAGUGCUUUCUUCAUGAAUGGUUUUAGUGGGUCUUUGGUUGAGUACAUGGUCUUGCAAACUGAAAAGCUUCAUGCACAGGUGGGAAGAUACAAGAGCCCAGAUGAGCAUGCUUUCUUCCCUGAAUACUUGCCUCAGCCAAUGCUUCCACCUUUGCAGUACCCCCAGGUUCUGCAUCACUGUGCUGAUUCCAUCAAUAUAAACAAAAAGAUUUGGAGCAUGUAUUUUAAGGAUCUCCUCCCAAGAUUGGUAAAAGUAGGGAAUAGUGGUAACCUUGGAUCUGUUGCUGUUUGUGACACUCUUUGCUUGCAGGCUCUCUCAAAAAGAAUCCACUAUGGCAAAUUUGUUGCUGAGGCAAAGUUUCAAGAAGCCCCUCAUCAAUAUGAAGCUCCCAUUAAACUGAAAGACAGGAAACGGUUGUUGGAGUUGGUGACAAUUGAAACAGUGGAGGAAUUAGUGAAGAAGAGAGUAGAAAUAAAGGAAAGAACAUAUGGCCAGGUGGUGGAUAUCAAUGAAACAGAAGAUGUAGCUAAUCCUGUAUAUAGAAUCAAGCCAACUUUGAUUGCAAAUCUUUAUGGAGAUUGGGUUAUGCCUCUCACAAAAGAGGUGCAGGUAGAAUACUUGUUGAGAAGGCUUGAGUAAACAAACAGAAUCAUUGUAGUGUUUUUACUUAACAAUAAGGGGUGGUUUUGGACACUUGGAUUACAUUGAAAAGCUUAAAGCUUAACACUCAUCGACACUGGUGCUUUGCUGGUUAGAGAUGGGUAAUUAUUUAUUAAGAUAAUCAAAUGCUUACCAAGCAAGAAAAGGAAUAAUAUGCUAGAA
Molecule: messenger RNA, 1163 nt
Organism: Cajanus cajan (pigeon pea)
Lineage: Eukaryota; Viridiplantae; Streptophyta; Magnoliopsida; Fabales; Fabaceae
Gene: CM3
Product: chorismate mutase 3
Biological process (GO): aromatic amino acid biosynthetic process; chorismate metabolic process
Cellular component (GO): cytoplasm
Molecular function (GO): chorismate mutase activity
Source: RefSeq, a predicted model, not a curated record